AUGCCCGCGACCCCCGCGAUAGAAACGGCCCCAGCCGAAGUGGACGAGCGCACGACGGCCCUGUGGCGCGAGCUCGCGGACAACAGCGUCGAGUGCGAGCUGUGCAACGAGCCGUACGACGACGACGACGACAGCGCGGGCCACAUUCCGCGUCUCUUGAUCUGCGGCCACACGUACUGCCAGAGCUGCUUGGAUGGCUGGGCCGUAGCUGGGGAGCAGCCGGCGGAAGCGCUGCACGCAGAAGCGGCAGUUAAGUGCCCGACGUGUCGCCGCGUGACGCCUUUGAACCGGUCAAUCGGCGCCCGAGCGCUGCCGAAGAACUAUGAGCUCGUGCGCGCCCGUCAGGAGAUGGAAGUGCGUUCGCAGCUCCACUUGUGUCGGCUCAAAGAGGAGUGGGCGAGUCAAGUGAAGGAGAAGGAGCUCUUGGCGCGCGAAGCGCAGGAACACGCGCGCACGGCGCAGCGAGAGAGUGUGCAGGCGUCCCAGCGUGCCAUGUUUCUGGCCAAGCAAGUGCAGAUCAACGAGCAAGAGAAGAAGGAGGCACAGGAUCUGGCCGAAGAAGCGCGACACCGGGCUCUUGUAGCAUCGCAGCAAGCCGCCGUGCUCCAGACCGAGACGGAGACGCUGAAGCGCCAGCUCGAGGUUGAUGCCGCGCAGCUCGCCCGCAUGCAGCACGAUGCUUCGAGUGCUGCAGCUGUGGCGAAAGAGUUGGCGUCGAAAGCGGAGCAGCUGCAGCAGCAAGUCGACUGUGUCCGUGCUCAGCUGUCGCUGCACGCUGGUCGACACGACCCUGGGAAGUUGGUCGUGCUCGUGUGUGAACCAACGACGGUGGGCUCGUGGUUGUUGCCGUAUACGAGAUACGCUGUGAUCUGCAUUGCUAGCGAUACGGCGAAGGGCGGCCAAUCCAUUGAUCCGUACCAGGCUGCCAAGACGUGGACACGCCUUCGUCAAGUGGAAGAACCCAGCUCGUCAGUCAAGGUGUAUCGCCGAUACAGCGAUUUUGUCUGGCUGCAUCGCGAGUUGCAGCGUCAGUUCCCGUUUCGACUGGUACCCUGCUUGCCAGGAAAGCAGCUUUUCUUCAACAAAGAUAAGGAGUUUGUCGGUGAGCGCAUGCGCCUGCUGCAAGCGUUUCUGCGCGGUGUGCUCCGGCAACCGACUUUCGCCGUGACAGAAGAAGUGCGUGCUUUCUUGCUGUCGACGACGGAAGAGCUUGAAAGUCUCAGGCGUGCUACGUCGACCUAUUACGGCGGACUAGAUGGCGACGACCUGCUGUCUCUAGACGAAUAUUCACCUUGCGACGACGCGGAGUCCCGAAGUUCAUCUUCCCCACGAGCAAGCUGUCCUCCGUCAGCAUCAAGCAACACUGGACUGAGCACCUACGGCAGCAGCUGGAGUGCAUGGAGUGCCGUAUCGGCCCUCACUUCAAGCGCUGCAAAGCUAGUCACUACAACAGGCACGGCACUCACGGGUAUGGGUUUACAAACUGGUCCAGUAGGUCUCCCCGUUGACGCAGGGCUCGAGUUGUCGAGGAGUUUCGUCGAUGCAGAAGAAGAAGAAGACGCUGCGAGUCGCUUGUGCCUUGAGCGCCGUCGGAAAUACAUUGAUGUGGCCAGGUCGUACCAGUCGACCGCGAAAAAAGGAAGUCAAUUGUCCCGGGCCUCGCGGCAGCAGUCGCACCAUUUACACCGCAUGUGCGAACUACUGCAUGACAUGAACCAGCUGGAUCAAGGUCAUGCACGGCGCCGUCGGGAGCGACUCGCAGCAUCGAAGGAUGCAAGAACGUUUCAGGAUGACGAAGAUGACGAUAUGGAGACGCGGGUAUUUGACGAACGAGCAUCCGAUGUCUUUAGCGCCAUCUCUUUGAACACAAAGAACGAUGCGGACUGCAUGGAGUACGCACUGUUGGAGAUCAUGCGGAUGCAGACGCUGGAGCUGGGCGGCAUCGAGGAUGCGUUUGCGCGCGUGCGCCGCCGUGAGGAGGCGGUGCAAAUGCAGCAGCUAUCGACCGCUCCAUCCAGUAGUCCUACAACAGCCACCCUCUCGAGUGACAGCGGAGCUUCGCUAUCUGCAUUGGUCUUGAAGCGCGAAGAGCUGGCGACACACAGACGCGAACUGAACGAAAAGGUUGCAGGCUUGGAUCCCAGUCGCUCGCUUCUUGUGCUGGACGUGCUUCGUAAAAACGCUGGUGAGAUGCACAAGCUUGCAAAGACGAAACGCAAAUUGUUCCAGGCCUCGCAGCAGCAACUGAUUGGUGUGAGGCGCUAG
Molecule: messenger RNA, 2265 nt
Organism: Hyaloperonospora brassicae
Lineage: Eukaryota; Oomycota; Peronosporomycetes; Peronosporales; Peronosporaceae
Source: the annotation of a GenBank genome assembly